GUAAUGCCCUGUGGGAAAAUUAAAUGGCGGAAAUAACAAACAAUGAAGAGGAGAUGUGUACUAAUGGUUUUAACUAUUAUACUAGUGAAUAAUGCUAGUAAUAAUAUCACUGCUGCGGAUCGCACUCGGCUUCUCGCUCGUCUGAAUGACAAAUCCUGGCCGUGGUUUGGCGAUUGUUACAAGAAGUCGUGUCCUGACUCGACCAAAGAUCUCACUCGAUGUUUUAACUACAGACCAAAGCCUGAAACUAUUCUACAGCGAGCGGGAAUACCAAGCACCGUUAAACUUAAAUUUGAUUUGGAUGUUAUGUUUUCUAGCCCUGAAGAGAAGGUUGACAUAUGUGGCACAUUAGAAGUUGUUCAGGAGGUCAAGCCAUUUAGACUGAAUGAAGAUGGAUUUGCCAAUAAAAACAUGCUACAGCGAGGAUCUGAAGUUUACCGCAAUCCUCCGAAAAUAAACUUUGAUCCAGACAAGGGCACUACAUACCAGAUAAUAAUCUUUGACGUCGGCCUUUUAAUGGUCAGAGGAUAUUGGUGUGGCGUUAAGAUUGUCAACGGCAUUAUUCAGAGCGAGAUGAGAUCGAAAUAUCUACCUCCCGCUAAUCCGUUACCAGUGGUCAAUCCGAUCUUAAUCAUUGUACUCAAAGAUACCGAAUGCUUUGAUAUUCAUAUCUGUGAAUACCGAGGGUCUUCUAACGCAGACGCCCAUGAUUGCAGAGAUAUAUUAGUCAGACGCUUUGGUGAUGGUAGCGAUAUAGUGGGACUACAAGUGUUUUAUACCGAUGGCACAUCCCUGUUUGAGAAGUAUAGGGCGUGUACAGAAGGCUACAUCUGUGACAGUGUUUGUAUUGACAAGUUUAAACAAUAUGCUGUCAAAAAACAGCCAAGCAUUACGUUUGCUGAUUUGGAUUUGAGUCAUCUGGACAUGUACGUCAACUUGUUCUCUGACAGUCCGUUCGCUAGAAUGAUAAGCUACUUGUGUUGCAGCAGCAGGCGUUACUCUAGGACCAUCGGAGUUCGGGCCAGACCAGGUGAUGACCUGAAACUAAGCAGCUAUGAAAAACUGUGUGGCCACGAAUGCUUCAACCAUAGGAAGAUUGAAAUCUCCAGCACUGUGAACAACGUCUUGGGGGACAACCUCUAUUAUUCCUUUUUUGCUAUCGUAACUAGUGAAGAAAACCCUGUGCAAGUUGUUUGGAAUGUUUUAAACAUAAAAGUUCCAGUGUCGUUUAAGAGAGAUCGGCUUGAUGAGAACGUCGAAUAUUAUUCUGAUGGCAACACCACGAGACACUUGUACAUGCUUCUGUUUUCCCACUCGACGCAGGUCAAAUUUCCACUCAAAGUCAGUGAUACUGGCAUUGUGGGCAUCCCUGACUAUUUUAAACUACGUGCGAUCAACUGGCUGCGUUUUGAUUACAAGUACUAUUUACCAAAGGAAAAAAAGUGCAACGACCCAGAUCGCACCUGCCCACCAGAUGAGCCAUUAUUAAAACAUGACCUAUCCUACGAAUUAUCAUUCAGAGGGAGUUCCGUGCCGAUACUGGACAAUACUGAACCAGAAAAUAACUGUGUUGAAGGCGAAAAAAGAGUUCAAGAACACUCCACGAACAAUGCCGGCCAGAAUUCAGCCCAUGUUGGUGCCGUAAUGUGGAUGUUAACUUGUGCACUGGUGCUUAUAUUAACGCUGUUUUGCUCCGAUAUCUAGUGUCUCUCUCUUUGGCACUCAACUUUGAGAAACAUCU
This is a messenger RNA of Physella acuta, 1741 nucleotides long. RefSeq lists its product as uncharacterized. The record is from RefSeq and is a predicted model, not a curated record. Lineage: Eukaryota; Metazoa; Mollusca; Gastropoda; Physidae.